Eubalaena glacialis (North Atlantic right whale) is the source of this 1959-nucleotide messenger RNA. It is a transcript of the gene MRO, whose product is annotated as maestro. The coding region runs from base 284 to 1030 and encodes 248 amino acids. Lineage: Eukaryota; Metazoa; Chordata; Mammalia; Artiodactyla; Balaenidae. The record is from RefSeq and is a predicted model, not a curated record. Gene Ontology annotation, cellular component: cytoplasm. The transcript has 8 exons.
GACCCUAGAAUUGCAGUCUUUUCUUUAGAAACUGUGGGUGGGACUCGGAAUGAGGGCAAACACAGCAUAGGAAAGGAGGAAAAACACCUCAGCACAGUUUGGCGCAGUAGAGGGCACUAAGGGAUGCUUAUUCCCAUCUAGAACAACCUUGAACUCAGGGCUGGGAAAAUUGAGCCGACUCACCCCAUCGGGCUGCUCCCCCGGGAACAGCCGCUCUCCGCGCCGCCCGGGACCUGAGCUUCGGCGAAACCGCGCUUCUUCACCACGUGACUGCCGCAGUUCCAUGGACCAAACACAGAGAAGAAUGCUGGACCAGCCCCUUUCCAUCCCCACUGCCCAGCCCAAGAAGAAAAGGACAUCAGUGAUAUCUUUCUUUUCCAAGGUCUCUUGGAAACUGAGGCUUCAGAAGCAGGAGCUUCUGAAGAAUGUGUUUUUCAACUUGGCAGAGAGAGCCUGGGACCCCAGUGUUAAAAAGCGUCAUAUGGCAAUGAGAAGCCUGGGAACUAUGGCCUGUGAGAACCUGGACAAGGUGAGAAAGUAUAAAAUGAUUGUCCUGGACCUGCUGGUGCAUGGACUGUAUGACCCCGUGAGUUCUGAAGUCAUCCACGAGAGCCUGAAGACCCUGACCAUCAUCCUGGGCAAGAUCCAGGGGAAAGGCUUGGGCUCCUUCUUCAUAGACAUCACCCUUCGGACCAGGACUUUGUUAGAUGAUGAGAAUGACAGCCUGAGAUACUCAGCCUUUGUCUUGUUUGGGCAACUGGCUGCCUUUGCUGGGCAGAAAUGGAAGAGAUUUUUCACCCGUCAGGUGAAGCAGACUCAGGAUUCUCUCCUGACCCAUUUACAGGAUAGGAAUCCCCAGGUUGCCAAGGCUUGCAAAACAACUUUUCGAGCCUGUUCUCCGUAUCUGAGACAAAGGAAGAACUACAGCUUCCAGAGUGAAGAGGAUCAAAGGAACCCUAAACUCUGCCGGCAGCUGAGCCACUAUCAUCCAGAGCUCCUGCAGUUCUUCUAUGCAAAUAAAAUCCUGUAAACACAGAGCAGCAGGGAAAUGGUUCCAGUGAACACAUUGCUGGGGGCUGAUAUUCCCCCUUUUAACUUUUUGGAUACUUCUGCUGCUUCUUGUGAUUAUGAUAGAAAAAGGGAUGUUGGGAGAGCAAUUAAUGGCAAAAAAUAAUACUGUGGAAUUGUAUAAUUACACCCAAAGUAAAUUCUAAAUAGCUUUUAUAUGUCUCAUUUUCUCCCCACACAAAUUUGAUGAGAAGGUGCAUACUUUAAACCAUUUAAAGUAUAUGUAGAUUCAGUGCUUAUUUCUCAGCUUUUUUCUUCUUAAGGAUAUCUCUGUCACCAAUUUUUAUUUUUAAUUUUACUUUUAAUUUCUAAGGCUUAGGAGAAUAACUACUACCUGAAGUGUUUUGUUGUUGUUGUUUUUUUAAUCUGCUAUUGAUACUUUGCCAUUUGCUAUUAACACCUUUUCUUGGUGAGACCUAUUUAAAGUUGGCCAAGGUACCAAGACGUUGGUGUGGAGGGGGAUCAUUAGCUUCUCAUUAUCUUCAACAGUCAGUGCCUCCAAGAUCAUUCCAAACAAGAAUUAAUAAAGAGAAAAAAAUCGAUGAACGUGAGUUGAAAAACCUCAAGUUAAUGGUAAUGUGUGGAAUAAUAAUUAUGAAUAACAUAUAUUAAGAAUGUUUGUAGUUUACUGGGCACUCUCUAAGUGCUUUGCGAGUAUUACUUAAUACUCACAGCAAGCUGUGAGAAAGGUACUAUUACCACCCUCAUUGUGUGGAUGAGAAAACUAAGGCACAGGGAAAUUGAGUAACUUGCCCAAGAUGACCAGUAAUUGAUGGACCUGGAAUUCAAACCCUGACUUCUGGAGCCUACGUUCAGUCAUCGUGUGAUACUGCCUUGUUAUGGAAUAAUUGACCGAUGGUUAGAAAUGUAAAAAAAUAAAAGAAAUUUUAA